AUGGCACAAGAGUAUGAGUGGACACGUCCGACGACGAACCUCUCAAGCGAUGAAUACCCGUGCUAUGCAGCUCCCAUUUUCCACAAUCGCAUUCAAAACGACCGCUCAGAAGGUCACGAAUACAAGACACCACGAGAAGCCGUUGUCUCUGCACAUUCCCCUGUACGAUUGAGGGCGACUGAUCUAAACCAGAAUGUUCCUCGCGACUCCUCCAAUCGCCCACCCAGCACUCUGUAUCUACCGUAUAAGAAAAAGAAAAAACGG
Molecule: messenger RNA, 264 nt
Organism: Mesorhabditis spiculigera
Lineage: Eukaryota; Metazoa; Nematoda; Chromadorea; Rhabditida; Rhabditidae
Source: the annotation of a GenBank genome assembly